This is a messenger RNA of Oreochromis niloticus (Nile tilapia), 1352 nucleotides long. It is a transcript of the gene rcn2, whose product is annotated as reticulocalbin 2. NCBI's taxonomy places the organism in Eukaryota, Metazoa, Chordata, Actinopteri, Cichliformes, Cichlidae. The record is from RefSeq and is a predicted model, not a curated record. Gene Ontology annotation, molecular function: calcium ion binding. Gene Ontology annotation, cellular component: endoplasmic reticulum.
CUCUAGGUAGAGACUACGGUGGAGGCUUGAGUUGUACGAAGAACCUGCCAUGAUGGCAUCCUCUACAUUUUUGGUACUGCUGCUUCUUCAGUUCGACUUUGGACAAAGCUCCCAUAAACAUCUGCAUGAUGAUCAUUACAUCGGACAGCAGCACAACCCUGAACACGACAUGAAUGUACUGCUGGGAGAGGAGAGGACUAAUGGGAUAAAGAAACUCAGCCCAGCAGAUAGAAGAAAAAAAAUGAUGGAUAUUGUAAAGAAGAUUGAUACAAAUGGUGACAAUCUGCUAAGUGCAGAGGAGAUUACUCUCUGGAUUCAGCACGUCUACAGAAAAUAUGCUCUGGAUGAUGCGGAGGAACGCUUCCCAGAGUUUGACACCAACAAGGAUGGUGUUAUAACAUGGGAGGAAUACAACACGGUGGCUCAUGACCAGCUCCUUAGUUUUGAUGAUGAUGCUGUUCUGGAGGAUCCAGAGCAAGAGUCUCUUAGACAUCUCCAUCGAAAGGAGAGGAGGCGCUUUGACUUUGCUGAUGUGGAUGGCACACCUGGCCUCAAUGUGACGGAGUUUCUUGCCUUCACCCACCCUUCUGAAGUGGAUCACAUGGCUGAUUUUGCCAUUGAGGAUGUCUUGAGUGAAUAUGAUACAGAUAAAGAUGGAUUCAUCAGCCUGAGUGAAUUUAUUGGAGACGUUCGCGGCGAUGAUGGUGCCCCUUCCAAGUGGGAGAUUGAAGAAACAGUGCGGUUUAAAGAACUGUAUGAUCAAGAUAAGGAUGGCAAGCUGAAUCGAGAGGAGCAGCUCCGCUGGGUUGCACCGAACAGCUACGGAUCAGCAAGAGAAGAAGCUCUUCACCUCAUCAAGGAAAUGGACCUCGAUGGAGAUGGACAGAUCUCAGAGGCUGAAGUUUUGAAAAAUCAAGAAACAUUCAUGAACAGCGAAGUGACAGACUACGGCAGACAUCUGCACCUGACACAUGAUGAAUUAUAACAGUCUCCUUUGGUUUAAUGUAGAGCUGUCAUUUGUUUCAGUAAAUGAUUUCAUGUAGUGUUUUCCUCCCUGUCUGUUAUAGAAAGGUUGUGGUAUUUACGUCACACACCAGUGAUCUCAGCAGUCACAGAUCCUUUGCGUGUUAUAUCUGAUCUGUUGUUCAGCUCGUGUACAAUAUGUUACAAAAUGUGAACAAAAGCUGAAGCCUUACACAACAGUACAUGUUUCUGGGCAAAGUACUGGAUUGCAUAAUGUUAUAGGGAAUUCCUUGUAUUACCCUUAAAGAGCAAGAAGCAUCACAAAGUGCAAUUUUCAGUUUUCAUGAAAAAGUACUGAAUCCAAUUCACAUUAAACAAAGCAGAUUUUG